AUGGGCAUUGCCCUGGUCCUUUUCUUGCUCUGCACCGUUGUUGGUGACUUUUCUUCUUGCUUUGCAGACAACUCCAGUUUGCAAAUAGACUUGCAGAACAACGCAUUUGUUUUAAAGCUAUGGAAGAAGACGUCGCAGGCCAGUAAGCAAUCAACGGAGAAUUUGGUUUGUUACACUUUAGACGAGCUCUAUGCAGGCACUGAUAACGAGUGCUUGGUGUACUCUAAGGGCUUUAAUGCUACGCUCAGAAACGAAUAUCUAUCCAUGAAGACCGUACACAACGGUGCGCCUGCAGAUGAGGUCACCUUAACAUUUUUGUGCCCAUUCGAUGAGUUCACUUGUCGUGGACUUGCGGCAGAGAUUGUUUCAUUCAAAUAUGCCCUUUCAGUUUACAUUUCUGGUACAGCCAUUGAGGUCUCCAAGAACGUCAAGACCGUUACUAUCAUUAGCUACGAUCAUUCUAAUUGCUGGUCAAACCCCUACAUCAUAUAUAACAUCAAUACAGACUAUGACCCUACCUAUCUCUGCGUCGUUGUGCUGCCCCGUGCAUGCGACCUUCCAACGCGUUUACCGGUAUCUUUUUCUGCGGCAUUUAUUUCUGUCAAGGCCAACAACUCCCAGACCCUUUUAACAACCCUUUCCGUUACACCAGUUGAUAAGGACAGUAGUGACAUUAAAGAUAAGGUAGGUAAGCUACCCGUUGAUCUACUAUUCAGCACUCCAUAUGUGCACUCCAGUACGGUAUACUUCUGCUGCAUUUGUGAUCUGCUCCCCACUACGGACGAGCAGGAGAAGUGCAUAUCGCAAAUAGCGACGAUUUCGCAAAAUAUCGACUUGUCGGCAGUCCUUAGUUAUAGAGCUUCCUACAGCAACGGUGAUAUCUCAGUGAGUACUACAAUCUACACAUCCACAUCAACGUACACAACGGCACGCUACAGCAAUUGCUUUCUUGACCCUCAGGUGUGGCUUUACCCAAAUGCAGUGCAGAUUCAGCUCACUCCGUCUCCCCUUCGCGAUCCUGAAAAUUGUAGAAACCCUAUUGGAUUGAGUUCUACGCACAUGAGGAUUGACUUGAUCAAUACCAAAAACUACACUCAAAUGGCCACCCAAGAAGUCCCAUUAAAAGCCUUUUCGUGGGAGAAACAGACAUACUGGCUGUUCUGUGAAACAGACACCUGCAAUGACAUUCUACGGGCUGCCCAAGGCGAUCUCAUUCAGCUUCAGGUAAUGCAAUAUAUUUCUUUUCUUUCUGACUCUAAAGACAUUCUGGACACUGUAAUCAUCGCUGCUCCCAACCAGAACAUAACGUGCCUAAAUGGGGUGGAGAUCUCUCUUUCUGAGCGCUCACUUAAGGUGCUCUUCACACUAAAUACUCGCUCAUGUCUGCCCCUUCAGGAUACCCUUUCCCAAAGGGCUUUCUAUCGAGUGGCUUUCUACGAGUCUUCCAGUCCAAAUGUGGCGACUCAAAACUUUACCAUGAAGGGUAGAAUGACGCGCGUCAUAAAUGAUUACACAGUGGGGCAGGAGGUUCCAAUGACAUGUGCUAAUGUGGACGUCUCAUACACAUCGAUGACCUGCCGUGAGUUCUUCUCUUGGAUGAGGAAGGCUGCAAAGAAGAAGACACUGGUUGCGACCAUAAUCUAUGGAGACUUUGUCUACACCAUCACCAAGAUCUACUACGACGGCUCCGGCUUUUUGAUUGGGCUGUCGGUUUCCUUGGGGGCCCUCAUUGCCAUUGGGGCUUCUGUAUACACGUAUCUGAGUGUUCGGCGCUUUAUGCGGGUCAUCAACAAGUUAACAUUAUAG
Molecule: messenger RNA, 1806 nt
Organism: Giardia duodenalis
Lineage: Eukaryota; Fornicata; Diplomonadida; Hexamitidae
Exons: 1
Coding region: 1-1806 (601 amino acids)
Source: RefSeq, a predicted model, not a curated record